AUGAAGCUUUCCACCUAUCUGGUUCCAGCUGUGGCCAGUGUCGUAUCGUUUUUUUCCCUAAAUGUAUCUGCACAUGCCUAUGGCAGGGACAGAAUUAACUAUGUUUCUCUGGUUGAGGAACCUGUCAUCAAUACCCCCUCUCACCGGGUGAAUGCCCUGUCAAAUUUUGAUAUCACAUUUUCGUUACAUCGCAAAAACCAAAGGAUAAAACUGAGCCUGGAGCCCAACCAUGACAUCCUUGGCUUCGAACCCGAGUUCCAGUUCGUUGACAACAACGGAGAUCUUCAGCGAACCGAGCCCAUCGACAGAUUUGAACACAAAGUCUACAAGGGGUGGGCAUGGAUCCAGUCAGGUGGCGGUUGGGAGCGAUCCGGAUGGGCGAGAAUCGUCGUUCGCGAGGAUGGGACAUACCCCCUAUUCGAAGGCACCUUCACCAUCAUGCACGACCAUCAUCACAUCAUGCUACGGUCUAACUAUGUCCAGACAAGGCAGGAUCUGGACCCUGUCGUGGAAGAUGCCCCAGAAGAAUACAUGAUUGUUUUCCGUGACUCAGAUGUUGGUCGAGAGAUACAUGAACAUCUUAAGCGAUCGUCGCCCAUAGAACGGGGGUGUGGUGCUGACUCUCUUGACUUCAAUACAAACCCAGACCAUCCUAUUUUUCGCCCAGUGGUGAAGCGUGACCAGAGCAACUGGGCUUCAGUACCUCUUGAACUAAUGUUUGGUCUUAGCAAGCGGCAAAGUGAUACCUUUGGUGGGAAUUCUGGUGGCCCUGUUAACGUUCGCCAAACAAUUGGCAACACAGCUGGUUGCCCAAAAACAAGAAGGGUUGCACUGAUUGGUGUUGCAGCCGACUGUGAAUACACAAAAUCAUUCAAUUCAUCAGUCCAGCAAGCCCAACGCAAUAUCGUUACUGUGGUGAACACUGCCUCCCAGAUCUAUGAACAAACAUUUAACAUUACUCUUGGCCUGAAAAAAGUACAAGUACUCCCUGGUGAUUGUCCAUCCACUCCACCAACCUCAGCCCCAUGGAAUGCUGUAUGUGGGAGCCCUGCGAGCCCUGGAAUUGAUAUUACCCAAAGGCUGAAUCUCUUCUCUGCCUGGAGAGGUGAACAAAGAGAUGACCAUGCAUUUUGGAUGCUGAUGACAACUUGCAACUCAGGCCCUGAGGUCGGUUUGGCGUGGUUAGGCCAGCUGUGUAUUAAUACUGCUGUCCAACAAUCUGGCGCCAACAACGCAUCACAAUCAGUUAGUGGCACUGGCGUUGUCGUACGAACUCCACAAGAAUGGCAGGUCUUCGCCCACGAAGCAGGUCAUAUUUUUGGCGCAGUGCAUGACUGUGAUUCCACCCUUUGCCAAUCGCAGAGAAAUGUAGCAACAUCUCGUUGUUGCCCAUUGACUGCAGAUACGUGCGAUGCCAGCGGCAGAUUUAUCAUGAACCCAACUUCUGGACGAGGCAUUACUGAGUUUUCCCCUUGUACCGUCGGCCAGGUUUGUACAUCGAUGUCCCGAAAUAGUAUUCGAACAAGCUGUCUCACAAACAAUCGCAAUGUCGUUACUUAUGCUGGCAGCGAAUGUGGCAAUGGUAUUGUCGAGGAAGGUGAAGACUGUGACUGCGGUGGAGAUGCACUCUGUGGCAAUAAUCAAUGCUGUGACCCCAAAACCUGCAAAUUCCGCAAUGGCGCUGUCUGUGAUGAUUCUAAUGAAGAAUGCUGCCGUGGCUGCCGUUUCUCAUCAUCCGACACUGUCUGCCGAGCCAGCACUGGCCCUUGUGACCCGGAAGAGAAGUGUCCGGGUAACUCUGCUAUAUGCCCUAAAGAUACUCACAAGGCUGACGGUGACGGCUGCGGAAACGGACUAGCUUGCGCGAGCGGUCAGUGUACGAGCAGAGAUAUGCAGUGCAAGGUCCUUAUGGGCGGUCGAUUGGGGAGCAAUGACACUCGAGCCUGUGAUUCUUCGAGUUGUUCGUUGACCUGUGUUUCUCCUGCCCUGCCUCCAGGUGUUUGCUCGAGCGGGAUGCAAUAUUUCCUGGAUGGAACGCCUUGUCUGGCUGGUGGAAGAUGUCGAAAUGGUAUCUGUGAUGGAAGCUCUUUUGGAAAGGAGAUCAAGUCCUGGAUCGACCGAAAUAAGACUAUCGUCAUCGGUGUUUCCGCCGGUGUUGGUGGUCUUCUACUUCUUAGCAUUUUAAUCUGCAUCGUACGCCGAUGUCGAAAACCAAAGCCCAAAAAUAGAAAAAUGGCACCCAUGAGUGUUGCAGGCCCGCCAGAAAUGUGGCCUAACUCCAUGCCUCCUCCUGGUCAAUAUAACCAAUACAAUCGUGGCCCCCCUCCCGCUCCGCCACAAGAUGUUCCUCCGGUGUAUGCGCCACCAACCUACUCGCAAAAUUAUCAGCGCGGCGGCAUGCCUUCGCCUCGUUAUGCAUAA
Ophidiomyces ophidiicola is the source of this 2421-nucleotide messenger RNA. RefSeq lists its product as uncharacterized. Gene Ontology annotation, biological process: proteolysis. The record is from RefSeq and is a predicted model, not a curated record. The transcript is spliced from 3 exons. NCBI's taxonomy places the organism in Eukaryota, Fungi, Ascomycota, Eurotiomycetes, Onygenales, Onygenaceae. Bases 1 to 2421 code for a protein of 806 amino acids. Gene Ontology annotation, molecular function: metalloendopeptidase activity.